Molecule: messenger RNA, 1320 nt
Organism: Colletotrichum chrysophilum
Lineage: Eukaryota; Fungi; Ascomycota; Sordariomycetes; Glomerellales; Glomerellaceae
Exons: 3
Coding region: 1-1320 (439 amino acids)
Molecular function (GO): oxidoreductase activity; FMN binding
Source: RefSeq, a predicted model, not a curated record
AUGUCGGACCCCAACUCUCCUCAUAUCAAGAACCGCGACACGCCAUCAUGGGGAUUGUACCAGCGCGAGAACUUCUGGAAGUUGAACGACGACGAUGUUCCUCUUUUCAACACCCAUCCUGACAAGUUGGAAGAACUUGCACAGAAGAAGUUGACCCAGAACGGCUGGUUCUAUGCCUCAUCAAACGCAGGGCUUUCCCAUACCCAUCUCGCAAACCGCCAGGCCUUCUUCCGGCACAAGAUCGUGCCUCGUCAGCUGGUCGACACCAACGAGCGCUCCACGCGCACCAAGAUCUUUGGCCAUGAGGUUUCUGCCCCGUUCGGAAUCGCUCCCGUUGGCAUCAACAAGAUCUACCACCCCCAGGGCGAGGUCCCUGUUGCCAAAGUUGCAGGCGAACUGGGGAUCCCGUAUAGCCUGUCAACGGCGGGAUCCUGCACCAUCGAGGAAGUCGCGCAGGCGAAUGAUGCAGGGCGCGAGUCUGCGAUCAACGCACAGUCGGCGGACAAGUCAAAGAUUCCACAGGGGCCACGGUUCUUUCAGCUAUACAUGCCACACGAUGACGAGCUGACAGUUUCGUUGCUGAAGAGAGCGCAUGAGAGCGGUUUCACAGCCUGCAUUCUCACGACGGACACCUGGCAGCUCGGUUGGCGGCAUGACGAUGUCGCCACAUCAAACUAUGCCUUCUACCGCGGCAUCGGCGCAGACCUGGGCCUCGCAGACCCUGUCUUCCAGAAACGACUGGCCGAGAAGGGGAUCGAUCCAAAGACCCAACCCGAGCAGGCCGCUGCGUUCUGGAUCGACAAUGUCUGGCACGGUCGGGCAUGGAGCUGGGAGAAGGCCGUGUGGGCCAGGGAGAAGUGGCAGGAGAUCAGCGGGGGCAAGCCGUUCCUCAUCAAGGGCAUCCAGAGGGUCGACGACGCGGAGAAGGCUGCCGAUCUCGGAUUCGAGGGCAUUGUCGUGAGCAAUCAUGCCGGACGCCAGGUUGACGGCGCCAUUGCCAGUCUUGAUGCGCUCGAGAAGAUUGCGGAGAAGGUGGGUGAUCGGAUUGUUGUCACGUUUGAUAGCGGAGUGAGGGGUGCGGCGGACGUUGUCAAAGCACUUGCUUUAGGAGCCAAGUUCGUCUUCAUCGGACGGCUCUGGAUUUGGGGGCUGAGCAUUAUGGGAGAGCAUGGGGUUAGACACGUGUUAAGGGGGCUGUUGGCUGAUCUGGAUAUCUUGAUGAACGUUGCCGGGGUAAGGAGCGUUGAUGAGAUUGAUAAGGAUCUGUUGGAGGCAUUGCCCAAAUCUUAUACUCUCAUCUCUGAGAAGAGUAAGUUGUGA